Messenger RNA from Apis cerana (Asiatic honeybee), 699 nucleotides. RefSeq names its product ATP synthase-coupling factor 6, mitochondrial. Gene Ontology annotation, biological process: proton motive force-driven ATP synthesis. Gene Ontology annotation, cellular component: proton-transporting ATP synthase complex. The record is from RefSeq and is a predicted model, not a curated record. NCBI's taxonomy places the organism in Eukaryota, Metazoa, Arthropoda, Insecta, Hymenoptera, Apidae. Gene Ontology annotation, molecular function: proton transmembrane transporter activity.
UAAGUUAUAUAAAUGAGAAAGAUUGAAGAAAGAUUGCUGAAUUUUAGUAAUACUAUUAUAAUAAAAAGUAUAUAAAAUAUAAUAACUAAAAAAAAUAUAUAAAGGAAUAUUUUGAUAUUUAUAAUAAAUAUAUUUAAAAAGAAUAAAAAUUCUUUAAUUUAAAGUAUAUUUAAAUUUUGAUUAAUUAUAUAAUUUAUAUUAAAACAAUAUUUUUCUUAGUAUAACUUAUAAAAAAGAUUGCACUCUAUAGAUUCGUAUAUAUUCUAAGGUAACGAAUAUUGAGUGCUUGUCAAAUAUUAUCUAAAUAAAGAAGAAAAAUGCUUUUUCAACAGUUAACUGUAAGUGCACCAAAAAUCAUUAAACGUAAUAUUGGCAUUCUUGCACCAGUUUUUCAAGAAGCAAAAGAUCCCAUACAAAAACUUUUCUUAGAUAAAAUUCGUGAAUACAAAGCAAAAAGCAGUGGUGGAAAAUUAGUUGAUGUUACUCCUGAAAUUGAAAAAGAAAGACAGGCAGAACUUGACAGAGUUAAAAAACAAUUUAAUAUAAAGGGUGAUCCAACAGAGUUUCCAAAAUUUAAAUUUCAAGAGCCAGUAGUGGAAAAAUGAAUACAUAUUUAAAACUAAAAUAUUUAUAUUAAAAUUAUAAUACAUGAUGUCAAGUAAAUAGUUAUAAAAAUACAUGUAUAUAUAAAAUUAUAAA